UAAAAUAAAAUUCAAAUUUGGCGUGUUGUCUGAUAAAGAGACAAGUGUGUGGAUAUUGGAAAACACCGCCAAGCGAGCGCUGCAACGCAGCCCAAAUAAGAAGAAGACAAAUCAGCGAGUAACCCAAAAACUAUAUAAAAAAACCCAACAGUAAAAAUAAAAUUAAACACAAAAAUUAGCAAUGCUGCCAGCGAAACAAACGAAAAGCAAUAAAAACGAAAUUGUUGUGCUGGAGCAAAAACCAAAGAUGCAAUCGUCCACGACACCAAGUGCCUCGAUUAUUACAUAUAGUCCAAGCAAAUUUAUUGCCAGGGCUGCACCAACAACAUACACAAAACUGCGCACACACACAAACACAAACAUAACCAGGGCAGCAACAACAACUGCAUCUGCAGCUAAAAUACCCGCUAAUACCUCGUAUUAUGUGGUUAAAGCUGGUCAGCUUGGGAGCGCCGCUUCCAUUUUGAGCUCCCCGCCCAAAUUAACUGCAGCAGUGACGCCAGCAGUAACGUCAGCAGCAGCAGCAGCGACUGCAACUAUUCCAUCAGAGAGCUCCAGUACAAUUUCGGUGCCCAGCGAAGCAUCAAUGGAGCACACUUAUAUGCGCGAUGCAGCACGUCCGGACAACAACAACAGCAACACAAACUGCUCGAACACGAUAAACAAUGGACUGGCACCAGCACGCACCAUUCUAGUGCGUCAUGCCCCCCAGUGUCCCACCUGUCACACGUAUCCGGCGCACGAGGAUUUAUCCGAAUCUCAGCAGUCGCAGGCUCAUAUACCGCCCUACGACGAGAUUGCCGCCAAGGAGAUGAUGAAUGAAUGCGCACGCAUUGCGAAAUAUGUGCGCAACAAUAAUUCAGAUGAGCAGGAUUGGCAGGAGCGCAUCAAUCGUUUUGGUUGGACAUACAUGCAGGAGACGCUGUUCGAUAAAAUUGCUGCCAUUUUGGAUCAGGAUCAAUUGGCACGGCUGGCGAACGAUAAGCGUCAGCACGAGGCAGUGCAUCGUCGCGUGUCCGUGGACAAGUCGAGUUCCCGGAUGCGUCGCAUCUUGGCAAGCAUUGCGUGGGAGCCACGCACCACACAGUGGCUGCAUGCCCUGCUCAUGGAGCACCUGCCGCCCUCGUAUAUGGCCUCCUAUUUGGACAUUAUGCAGACGCUGAAAAACAAACUCCCAACACUUGUGGACAAAAUGCUCUUUGGUCGACCGCUGAAUAACAGUCAGGAGUUGCUGGCGCCCGUCAUGAAAAAGCGCUGGCAACCUGAUAUUUUGGCCAAGUCACGUCAUUUGGCCCACAAUGCCAUUAUUGUGGCCGUGCCCAAUAUGCCGACAAGUGGACCGGUGCCGGAACGCAUGCAGAAUUGGUAUCAGGCAUUGGCCACCAUAUCCCAAGUCGUCCAAAUCACGCUGCCCAACACAAAUGAUCGCAUUGGGCGCCAAAAUCUGGAUCAAGUGGCCGAGACGAUUGUGUCGCUGAUACGCGUUCGCAUCCACGAGUUGCGCACCGAGAAUCCCAAUCGUGGUAUCAUAUUGAUUGGUUUCAAUGCCGGCGCUGCGAUGGCAUUGCAGGUGGCCAUGUCGGAGAGUAUUGCUUGUGUCAUUUGCCUGGGUUUCGCCUUCAAUACGUUGCGUGGACCGCGUGGCACACCAGACGAUCGUCUGCUGGAUAUUAAGACACCCAUUUUAUUUAUCAUUGGCCAAAACUCCGCGCGCAGCAGCCAAGAGGAAAUGGAGGGUUUACGCGAGCGAAUGCAAUCCGAAUCCUCGCUGCUUGUCGUGGGCAGUGCCGACGAUGCGUUGCGUGUGCCAAAGAGCAAGCGACGCAUCGAAGGCGUCACCCAGGCCAUGGUCGACUCCAUGGUGGUGGAUGAAAUCUAUGAGUUUCUCAGCAAGACACUGAGCAAUCCGCCAGGUCCUCGCAUGCCCACACCACUGCUGGGCAGCAAUUCCUAUCAGCGUCAGAGCAACAAGCAUCAUCAACAGCAGCACGUCCUCGCCGAUGGCAAUGUGAACAAGGCACCAUUGGGGCAAGGACGCAAGCGCAAAGCUGAAGCUGCUGGACAGGAUGAGGGCGGCGGCAUCGCUGGAGGAGGACUUCUGCCAGCCAAAACUAAAUUUGUGCCGCACAAAGAGCGUAUUCCCAAAUAUCCCAAACCAAAGCGGCCUCGUCUCAUUGAUCCUUUUGCGGUCAAGCGAAAGGUUGGUCGCCCGCGAACGCGUCCGCUGCCAGCUGGUGUGGCGCUCGCAGCCAAAACAACUGGAUUGAGCAAUGAGGAGAUGAACAUGUCCAUUGAAUCCAUACUGGAGGAAUACGAUGAUAGCCAAACGUUGAACACUGUUGCACCACCCGCUGCUGCUACUCUUGCUGGUGGCAAGGGAGCGCCGCCCGUGCCCGCAACGACUGUUGUCAAGCCAAGUCAGCCGACAACAGUUUCACUGGCGUCGGGCACCAAGAUCAAGAUGAUACCACCCAGUCAAUUUGUGCAGCUGAAGAGUCUGCCCAACUCACAGACCAAGCUCGUCAACUACACCAUCAGCAAGGCGGGCAACGGUGCAACUAUGGCAACAGCUGCUGCCUCAGGUGGCACGACGACUGCGAGCAUUGGUAGCAUUGUGAAGACACUGCCCACAUCCACAACCCACAGUGGCCAUCAGGUGUUCACACUCAAAACGCCAACCGGGCAAACGACACAGUUCCAAACUGCUGGCGGUGCAGUUUCAACUCCUGUGGCAGCUGCCCAACAAAAGUAUACCGUGAUCAAGAAUGCCAACGGUUUGACCAUGCUGCAAGUGACCAAAAAUGUGCCCACAACUAGCAGCAGUGUGGAUUACUCGAACAUCAUUGAUAUGCCCAUUGUAUUUGCGGACAACGAGGGCAAUAUUUCCGAGCAGCAGCAACAACAGCAACAGGAGCAACUUAAAACGGUUACCAGCUCCGCGGCGCCAUUAAUCAUUACUCAGAAGAUCAUCAAGGAUCCCGUCAAGACAAGCAGCAGCGGCGCGAGUAUUGUGACUAACAGCAAAGGAAUUGUGAUCAAUAAGAAUAUACAGCAAUUAUUAAGCAACAGUGGCAACAAAGUUGUGUAUUUAAAUCGCAAUGCCAUGAAAACCGUGACAACAGCAACAGGAGCAGGAGGAGGAGGAGUUGCAACGACAGGACGACUGUCAGGUAGCGUGCCCAUACGCAUUGUGAGCAGCAGUGCCACCUCAAAGCCAACUACAGUUGCAACAAUGACAACAACGACGCCAGCAACAACGAGCAACAGCAGCCAAGUGCUGCUCGAGGCAAGCCAUCUGCGUUCGCUCAAUUUGCGCACCUUGAAGACACCCGUACUCAAUACCACGGGCAGAGGAGGAUUACGUGUGGGCAACAAGACAAUUUCACAAUUUCAAAUCAUCAAUAAUACGGCGGCGGGUGGUGCUGCUAGUGGCCCAGCAACAACCACCAGCAAAUUAUUCUUCAACUCAGGCAUGGGCCUGAAACCCUUCUCAAUGGUGGCGAAUCGUUCGUCAUUGGUCUCCUCCAGCAGCAGCACCACCAUACCAGCCAUGGCUCCAGGGGGUGCAGCAGUGCGUCGUGUUUUAAAUAUUGGCGCCGUUACAAAGCCAGGAGCAGCAGCAGCCAACACAACAACGAUGACAGUCUCCAAGGAUUCGAAGAUCAUGAAGGCGACGACGACGACGCCGGCAGGACUGAGCAAGAGCAAGGAGCCGGAGUAGUCGUCUACUUCAACCCCACUCCACAAUCCUCAUCUUUCAUCUCCUCCCUCCUCUUGUGUUAAACUUACUCAAGUCAUCUCUGCAGACAUUCAAAUGUAGUAGUUGGUCACUGAAAUCCUCAAGUUAUGCCAUAAGUUAUACUUAAGAUUAUUAUCUGAGUUGUGUAAAUAUAUAUAAAAUAUAUGUUGAUCUAUAAAUA
Messenger RNA from Drosophila grimshawi, 3920 nucleotides. RefSeq names its product KAT8 regulatory NSL complex subunit 3 (gene Rcd1). The transcript has 8 exons. Gene Ontology annotation, cellular component: NSL complex. Gene Ontology annotation, biological process: positive regulation of transcription by RNA polymerase II. Bases 182 to 3721 code for a protein of 1179 amino acids. The record is from RefSeq and is a predicted model, not a curated record. Lineage: Eukaryota; Metazoa; Arthropoda; Insecta; Diptera; Drosophilidae.